This is a messenger RNA of Cucurbitaria berberidis CBS 394.84, 4896 nucleotides long. RefSeq lists its product as uncharacterized. The transcript is spliced from 8 exons. Gene Ontology annotation, molecular function: chromatin binding; ATP-dependent chromatin remodeler activity; ATP binding. Gene Ontology annotation, cellular component: nucleus; chromatin. The record is from RefSeq and is a predicted model, not a curated record. Gene Ontology annotation, biological process: nucleosome organization; regulation of transcription by RNA polymerase II. The coding region runs from base 121 to 4863 and encodes 1580 amino acids. Lineage: Eukaryota; Fungi; Ascomycota; Dothideomycetes; Pleosporales; Cucurbitariaceae.
CUGGGCGCGUGUUCUGGAUCGCGUAGUUUUGCUCUAUCCAACGCACCCGCUUUCACCCUCUGCGGCCUUGGGAUUGCUGAGAUAUCGUGCUGACCAUCUCCCACAGCCGCGUCCAUCGUGAUGCCCUCUACAUCGGGCCAUGUCGCCUCUCUACCCUACACGAAUGGUCAUUUGUCACCUCUCGCGGUUCACAUGACGUCUGCAAACAGCCCGUCCCAGCACAGCGACAGCGAUCUGUCCGACGCCAAAGAGCUUGCCGCAGUCGAUCCAUCCUCCGAUGCCGACGCGCCGGGCGAGGAAUACGACGAAGAUGAGGUCAUGGCAGUCGCUUCAGACUCGUCUGAGGAUGUGGACGCCGAGGGCGAGCCAGACGGCGAUUACGACUCUGACUCACCGCCAUCCGACCACGCAGAGAGCGACCGCGCCCGCAGCUCUGUGUCGCAGGAGUCGGACAGACCACUGAAGCGGAAAGCAAGCGCAGACAAGGACGACUAUAUAACACAGAAUCCCGAACUAUAUGGUCUGCGUCGCAGCGGUCGUGCCCGCCCUAGUCGUCGUGUCGUCGAUAGCAGUGAUGAGGAGGAUGAUUCUGGUUCUGACCAGCCUCGCAAGCGACAGAGGACAGCCUCGCGUAAAACCUCAAACCAACCGACACCUGUAUUUAGGUCGACCAACUCCGACUCCGAGUCAGAUGGCUACGUUGGCGCCCGCAGAAACAUCCCGACCAAGAAGGAACGCCAACGUCAGCAUCUCGUAGCUGAGGGCCAUCUACCUCCCUCUCAGGCUGAGGUACGAUUCUCUGCUCGUCGCACAGCGCAAGUCACAAACUACAAUGAAGACGAGGAAGAAGAUCCCUUCGAGGAAGAUGACGACGAAACAACGCCGAGCUACUGGGUGACUGCGACGGAAGAGACUGGCCCCAUCAUCGACAAGAUUUUGGAUCACCGACCGAGGGAUGGAACAGAACUUGAUCCUUACUACGCCCAGAAGAAAGAUUUCGAAUACCUGAUCAAAUGGCAGGAUAAGGCCCACUACCACUCUACAUGGGAGGACUACCAGAAUGCAGCUACUUACAAGGGCUGGCGAAAGCUGGACAACUACUUCAAGGGUCCUGUCAUGAGCGACUUGUACUUCUAUGCACGCAAGAAGAAGGAGCCGGAAGAAUUCGAGCAGCACAUGGUCGCGCGUGAGGCUGAGCGCGAGAGCCAACUUGACUUCCAUGUCGUCGAGCGUGUCAUCGACUCGCGAGACGGCGAAGACGAGACGGACUACUACGUCAAGUGGAAAGGCUUGACUUAUGAGUUCUGCACUUGGGAGCCUGCCUCUCUUGUGAGCCGCUUAUCACAAUCCGAGAUCGACCGCUUCCUUGAUCGCUCGUCGAAUCGACCCUCCUCAGACACCCGCGAAUCGAACCUUAACACUCGGAGGAAAUUUGUCAAGCUAGAUGAGCAGCCUGAUUACAUUCAGUACGGCAAGCUAAGGGCCUUCCAACUCCAAGGAGUGAAUUUUUUGGCACACAACUGGUGUAGAGGGACCAAUGUCAUUCUGGCCGACGAGAUGGGCCUCGGCAAAACCGUGCAGACCGUUGCGUUUAUGAACUGGCUGCGGCAUGAUCGGCGACAGGAUGGUCCCUUCAUUUGCGUAGUUCCUCUGUCAACUAUGCCUGCUUGGGCCGACACCUUCAACAACUGGACGCCAGACGUGAAUUAUGUCAUCUAUACCGGCAGGGAGGAUGCUCGAAGUACCAUACGAGAAAAGGAGCUUCUCAUCGAUGGAAACCCAAAAAGGAUCAAGUUCAACGUCCUGUUGACCACGUACGAGUACGUUCUUGCCGAUUGGCAGUUUCUGUCUAGCAUCAAAUGGCAGUUUCUUGCUGUCGACGAGGCCCACCGGCUGAAGAAUCGCGACUCGCAACUCUAUGAGAAGCUUCUAGGUUUCAGCGCUCCUAGUCGCCUUCUGAUCACCGGUACUCCUAUCCAAAACACGCUCGGGGAACUUUCUGCCCUAAUGGACUUCCUCAUGCCUGGCAAGAUCUCUGUCGAUGAGAAUGUCGAUCUUGCUUCAGAGGAUGCUAGUUACAAGCUUGCCGAGCUCAGUGCAGCCAUCCAACCCUACAUGAUUCGGCGUACCAAGGAGAAGGUAGAAAACGAUCUACCUCCCAAAUCUGAGAAGAUAUUGCGCGUCGAGUUGUCUGACAUUCAGCUGGAAUAUUACAAGAACAUUCUCACACGCAACUACGAAGCUCUCAACGAUGGUGGCUCUGGUCACAAGCAAUCACUCUUGAAUAUCGUCAUGGAACUCAAGAAGGCCAGCAACCACGCUCUACUUUUCCCGAACGCUGAGGCCAAGUUUUUGAAGGAGGAUGCUACCAAAGACGAAACUUUGAAGGCCCUCAUCACUACGAGUGGAAAGAUGAUGCUGCUGGAUCGCCUUCUUGGCAAACUCAAAGCAGACGGUCACCGCGUCCUCAUCUUUAGUCAGAUGGUUCACAUGUUGGACAUCUUGACUGACUACCUCAAAUUGCGCAACUACUCCUUCCAGCGCUUGGAUGGUACCGUCCCCGCUAGCGAUAGGAAGAUCGCCAUUGACCACUUCAACGCACCCGGAAGUGAUGACUACUGCUUCUUACUAUCCACAAGGGCUGGUGGCCUCGGCAUCAAUCUGAUGACUGCAGAUACGGUCGUUAUCUUUGAUUCAGACUGGAACCCUCAAGCCGACUUGCAAGCCAUGGCACGAGCGCAUCGAAUUGGGCAGACAAAGCCGGUAAGCGUGUACCGCCUUGUGUCAAAGGACACGAUAGAGGAGGAGAUCCUAGAGCGCGCUCGCAAUAAGCGUAUGCUUGAGUUCAUCACUAUUCAGCGUGGUGUGACCGAUCGCCAGCAAAAAGAACUCAACGAUAAGAUGAGCCGCGCUGCGGCCGAGCCGAACUCUGCCGACGAUAUCAACAACAUCCUCAAGCGCCGUGGUCAAAAGAUGUUCGAGCAAUCUGGAAACCAGAAGAAGCUUGAGGAGCUCGAUAUCGACUCUGUGCUUGAAAAUGCCGAAGAACACAAGACGGAGCAGGCGGCAGGUCUCACUUCUGACGGUGGUGAAGAGUUUCUCAAGAACUUCGAGUACACAGACGUCAAGAUUGAUCUCGAGUGGGAUGACAUCAUUCCGAAAGAGGAGCUUAAUGCAGUCAAAGCAGACAUCCAGCUGCGAAAGGAGGAGGAGGAAACCCAGAAACUGCUUGAAGAGAGCGCACCGAGAAAGCGCAAGGCCGCUGCGGCAAGUGCACGAGAGCAACGAGCUGCAAAGAAGCGGGCUCUUGAGGCUACAAGAAUCGACGUUGAUGACGACGAGCCCUCUGAGGAUGAGGACGUCAAGCGCGAUCCAAAGCGUCCUCUCAACACAAAGGAAACUCGCAAUCUUGUACGUGCCUAUGAACGUUAUGGCUCACUCGAGGAUCGCGCCGACGAGAUGCUUCGCGCCGCAAGAUUGGUGGGUCGUGACCUCAAUAUUGUCAAGACUACCCUGGGCGACGUCAUCUCUGAAAGCCAAAAGCUCGUCAAGGCAGAGCAUACGCGACUGAAGAAUCUCGAGCUUGAAGCGAACCGCCCUCUCACGAAGAAGGACAAAAAAGCCGUCCUUUUCGACUUUGGUAUGGUAAAGAAGUUGAACGCCGAGACCAUCAUUGAUCGACCCAUCGAAAUGCGUCUCCUCAAAGAGGCCAUUGACGCUGUCGCUGAUUGGCACAACUUCCGCAUACCAGACGCAGUCAAACCCGCAAGCUACUCCUGUCCUUGGGGCGCGCGAGAGGAUGGCAUGCUCUGCAUCGGCAUCUUCCGUCACGGUUACGGAGCUUGGGUUCAGAUUCGUGACGACCAAGACCUUGGCCUGACUGACAAGUUCUUCCUUGAGGAGCACCGUGUCGACAAGAAAGAAGAACGCACCAAGACGGAGGAAAAGAACGCAAAGUCUCCUGGCGCGGUCCAUCUGGUUCGAAGAGCCAACUACCUACUGACCGUCCUCAAGGACAAGGCGGGCAUAGAUCCCAACGCUAAACGUCUCAUGGAGAACCAUCAUCGCAACAACAAGAAGCACCACUUGAACGUUGCCCGUCGGCCAGAGAAGGCAUCAAGCGUUUCUGCCAGUCCAGCGCCAUCUGGUCUGGUGCGCAAAGUCGCCUCACGAGAUUCGGAGAGGCCUGUGCAGCGUACACAUAGCAACAGUGAAAGCCGGCACGCGGAUAGCCGACCUGACAGCCGGCAGUACGAGAAGAGUUCGCACGACCGGCCACGACAUAGCGACCAAUACAGACCCUCGGAUACUCACCGCAAGGAGUACCGCAACGAGCGGGUUAGCAUUGAUCGGCGUCCUCAGCAUUCGGACCGGAACGGCACACCAGAAGUUCGACGCAAAGCUAGUGGAGAUAUGGAUAGAGCGCGCCCCAAGGACGACCGAUCACGUCUUUCGGAAGAACGCCCACGCUCGCAUAGCCAAAGUCACGGUGUCAAUCGCGGCGUGGAGACGCCCAAGCUGAAGGAGAAGAAGCCCGAGGACUUUGUCGAGCGACGGCUCCGACCUGUACGCGAUAAUCUUAGCCGGCUUAAAAAGGCGACACCGAAGAAUUAUCCGCAGAAAGAUGCCAUGGUCAAGGUGCUCAAGGUGGAGUUGAUUGCCAUUGGCAAUUUUAUCCGCGCAGAGACGCGCGAUAACGCAGAGCUCGAGGAGCGCCUGUGGGCAUUCACGGUCAAUAACUACUGGCCCCGUCAAAGUGUCACCGUCCCUGCAAUCAAAGGGAUGUACCAGAAGAUGCUGAGCUCGGAAAAGCCGGGCGCGGGCACGCCAUCGACCAACGGGCAAAAGAACGGUUCCUCGUGAAUUGUGUAGCACAAGUUUCAAUAUGGUCAAAAU